This is a messenger RNA of Acaulospora morrowiae, 876 nucleotides long. Lineage: Eukaryota; Fungi; Glomeromycota; Glomeromycetes; Diversisporales; Acaulosporaceae. The record is from the annotation of a GenBank genome assembly.
AUUACCGAACAAAUAUUAAAGUCACCGGACUUUACUUCGUUGCAUUUUACCGGUUCCACGGAGGUAUUCAGGAAGCUAUGGAAAGACAUCGGGAAUAACAUUAAUAAUUACAAGUCAUACCCAAGAAUAGUUGGAGAAACCGGCGGAAAAAAUUUUCACGUCAUCCACGAAUCAGCUGACGUGACAAACGCUGUGAAUCAAACUAUUCGCGGAGCUUUUGAAUAUCAAGGGCAGAAGUGUUCAGCUUGUUCGCGUGCAUAUGUCCCGGAUAAGUUGUGGGAAGAAUUCCGCAGUGAAUUGCUUCAGAAACACGCCACAAUUAAUGUUGGCCCGAUUUUGGCAAUUUUCUGGGACCUCAACGCAAAUGCAUUUGAAAAAAUCAAGUCCUAUAUCGAAUGGGCCGAACAGGAUUCCGAAAGUGAAAUCUUGGCGGGAGGAACUUAUGAUGAUUCCAAAGGGUAUUUUGUACAGCCAACCAUCAUUGUGACCAAGAAUCCCAAGAGCAGAACCAUGGUUGAAGAGAUUUUUGGACCCGUACUGACAAUUUAUGUAUAUAAAACGGAUGAAUACGAACAGAUAUUUGACGUAGUAGACAAAACAUCUAGUUAUGCACUGACAGGAUCUAUAUUUGCACAAGACCGUGCCGCAAUACUUCUAGCUCAAAGUAAAUUACGUCAUUCAUCUGGCAAUUUCUAUGUCAAUGAUAAGUCCACCGGUGCAAUUGUAGGUCAGCAACCGUUUGGUGGUUCAAGAGCCUCUGGAACUAAUGACAAAGCCGGGAGCAUCAAUUUGUUAUAUCGGUUUUCGUCAAUGCGCACCAUCAAAGAGAAUUUCAUCAACAUCGAUGAUUAUUAUUAUCCCUCCAACCUAAUUUAA